Molecule: messenger RNA, 1424 nt
Organism: Osmia bicornis bicornis
Lineage: Eukaryota; Metazoa; Arthropoda; Insecta; Hymenoptera; Megachilidae
Gene: Dpck
Product: dephospho-CoA kinase domain-containing protein
Exons: 3
Coding region: 507-1214 (235 amino acids)
Biological process (GO): coenzyme A biosynthetic process
Molecular function (GO): dephospho-CoA kinase activity; ATP binding
Source: RefSeq, a predicted model, not a curated record
AAUCAAGUGGUUAUCAUUCAACGAACGUCGUAAAGUUAAUGCAAAUAAUCUUUACUUUGAAUUUUUAACAAAAGUUUUAUGCUCGAUCGAUACUGUGGUACUAUGCAUAUAACAUUUUCCUGCCUUGUUUUCGAGCAUGCGUACAACGUCUCAGCGUCACUUACACAGACAUAUUUCCGCGUUAUUAAAAGGAAGGAGGAAGGAUAGACCAUAAUUCGGAAUGAUACUAUUUAUUUGAUUUACCUUGGUGUAUGCACAUUCGAAUAAGUUGUAACCAAUUAAAGUAUCAUACCUUAUCCUGUUCAUUUUAUACAUUUCUCGUUGGUAGAUGUAUUUAAAAUUUGUAGUAUGUCGCCAAAAUUAUACAAAAAAAUGCUAUCAGGUUCAGUGAAAACCGUCGUAACAUGACUAAGCUUAAAUAGCAUGAAAUUUUAUAAUACUGAUGCAAGUUAAGAUGUUCACUUAACUAUUAAAACAAUUAAACAUACAGUAAUUAGUAUUAGAAAAUGUUUUUAGUGGGACUGACAGGUGGAAUAGCUACCGGGAAAAGUAGCGUUGCUGCUAUUUUUCGGGAAUAUGGAAUACCUGUCAUCGAUGCUGAUCAGAUUGCAAGAAAAGUUGUGGAAGCAGAAAAACCAGCUUGGCAUAAAAUAAAGAGAGAAUUUGGUCCAGAAGUAUUUUUAGAUACAGGUGAAUUGGACAGAGUUAAACUCGGUGAUCUAAUAUUUAAUGAUAUAGAAAAAAGGAAAAAAUUAAAUGCUAUCACUCAUCCAGACAUAUACAAAGAAAUAUAUUGGCAAACGUUUAAACAUUUUCUACAAGGUCACCAGUUUGUAGUUAUGGAUUUACCAUUGCUUUUUGAAACAGAGCACAUGUUAAAUUACUUAUAUAAAAUAAUCGUUGUAACUUGCGAAGAAGAUUUGCAGCUGCAAAGACUUAUGGAAAGAACAGGUUUCACUGAAGCUAAAGCAAAAUUAAGAGUUGCUGCGCAAAUGUCAUUAGAAAAGAAAGCAGAAAUGGCAAACUUUGUUAUUGAAAAUUCUGGUAGCGAACGCGAUACGAGAGAACAAACUAUGAAAAUCAUUAAUGUUCUAAAAGCUUCCAAACAUCAUUGGAAAUUACGUUUUAUAGUUGGAUUUUGUUGUACUGUUUUAUUAGCAGGUGUAUACUGGAUAAGAAACAAAAAUUUUCGACCUUUAUCAAUUACAGCAUAACAAUUUUUCAUGUACAAAUGAUUAUAAAUAUUGGUGUCAGACUAUGUUUUGGUUUCAAUAAUGCAUUUAUCAUACUUAUGAAUCAACUUAUUUACCAAAUUGGCAAGUAUUUUUAAUAUGUACGCUUAUUAACAUAAAGUUAUAAGUAAAAGAUUAUACAUUUGUAUGCAUAUAUAAAAUACACGAGUACUUAUUGCUCAAUUUCUUAUA